AUGGCCUCUUCCCAAUACCUCCUCAUUGCUCUUGCCAUUAUGGCAAUUUCUGUCCCUUCAAUUUCUGCAGUCGAAUUCGUCGUCGGAGAUGAGACAGGUUGGACAAUCAACUUUGAUUACCAAGCUUGGGCUCAGGGAAAGGAAUUCUAUGUUGGAGACAAACUCGUGUUCAAUUACCCACAAGGAGCUCACAAUGUGCUCAAAGUCAAUGGCACUGGCUUCCAACAAUGCUCGGCCCCAGCAGGGACGGUGCCGCUGACUAGCGGAAACGAUGCGAUCACCCUGGCAACCCCGGGAAGGAAAUGGUACAUUUGUGGUUUUGGUCAGCAUUGUGAAGUGGGAAACCAGAAGCUUGUUAUCACAGUGUUGCCUAAGGUAUCUUCACCUGUUCUUUGGCCUUCUCCUUCUCCUUCACCUUCACCUUCACCUUCUCCGAGCCAAGAUCAACCGUCCGUGGCGAAUAUUAGCUCUGCAUCUAGAUUUGGCUUGAUGGCAAUCUUAGUGGGUGUUCUUGGAGUGUUCCUAUCUUGA
Morus notabilis is the source of this 531-nucleotide messenger RNA. Its product is annotated as basic blue protein. Gene Ontology annotation, molecular function: electron transfer activity. The record is from RefSeq and is a predicted model, not a curated record. Gene Ontology annotation, cellular component: plasma membrane. The transcript has 2 exons. Lineage: Eukaryota; Viridiplantae; Streptophyta; Magnoliopsida; Rosales; Moraceae. Bases 1 to 531 code for a protein of 176 amino acids.